Messenger RNA from Rhinolophus ferrumequinum (greater horseshoe bat), 2609 nucleotides. It is a transcript of the gene NMT2, whose product is annotated as N-myristoyltransferase 2. Bases 143 to 1600 code for a protein of 485 amino acids. Gene Ontology annotation, molecular function: glycylpeptide N-tetradecanoyltransferase activity. The transcript has 13 exons. Gene Ontology annotation, cellular component: cytoplasm. NCBI's taxonomy places the organism in Eukaryota, Metazoa, Chordata, Mammalia, Chiroptera, Rhinolophidae. The record is from RefSeq and is a predicted model, not a curated record. Gene Ontology annotation, biological process: N-terminal peptidyl-glycine N-myristoylation.
GCCGCUCCGGCCCCCUCGCUCGCGGCCCCAGGCGUCGCUGCCGCAGCUCGCGCCGCCGCGAUGGCGGAGGACAGCGAGUCUGCGGCCAGCCAGCAGAGCCUGGAGCUGGACGACCAGGACACGUGCGGGAUAGACGGGGACAAUGAGGAGGAGACGGAGCACGCCAAAGGAAGUCCCAGAGGGGACUUGGGUGCCAAAAAGAAAAAGAAGAAACAGAAGAGGAAAAAGGAGAAACCCAGUUCCGGAGGCACCAAAUCAGACUCUGCAUCUGAUUCCCAGGAGAUUAAGAUUGAGCAGCCGUCAAAACACAACACCAUCUGGCAGCAGAUUUCAGCAGGAGCAGCCGCGGAAUCCCACCAUUCCAAUGCAGAAGUUGCAGGACAUCCAGAGAGCAAUGGAGCUGUUGUCAGCGUGCCAGGGCCCCGCCAGGAGCAUUGACGAGGCUGCCAAACACCGAUACCAGUUUUGGGACACACAGCCGGUACCCAAACUAAAUGAAGUGAUAACAUCGCACGGUGCAAUUGAAGCAGAGAAAGACAACGUGCGCCGAGAACCCUAUUCUUUGCCGCAAGGUUUUAUGUGGGACACUUUGGAAUUGGGUAAUGCCGAAGUGCUCAAGGAGCUGUACACCUUGCUCAAUGAGAAUUACGUGGAGGAUGACGACAACAUGUUCCGAUUUGACUAUUCGCCCGAGUUCCUGCUCUGGGCUCUGCGUCCCCCUGGCUGGCUUCUUCAGUGGCACUGUGGGGUCAGAGUGUCUUCGAACAAAAAACUGGUAGGGUUCAUAAGUGCCAUCCCAGCAAACAUUCGGAUUUACGACAGUGUGAAGAAGAUGGUUGAAAUCAACUUUCUUUGUGUUCAUAAGAAAUUGAGAUCAAAACGGGUAGCCCCAGUGUUAAUUCGAGAAAUAACUAGAAGAGUGAAUUUGGAAGGGAUUUUCCAGGCCGUUUAUACCGCUGGCGUGGUUCUUCCUAAACCAGUGGCCACAUGCAGAUACUGGCAUCGAUCACUAAACCCCAGAAAAUUGGUAGAAGUGAAAUUUUCUCACUUGAGUAGAAAUAUGACUUUACAGAGAACGAUGAAGCUGUACAGACUCCCAGAUGUGACAAAGACUUCAGGCUUGAGACCGAUGGAACCAAGAGAUAUCAAAGAAGUUCGAGAAUUAACCAACAGUUACCUGAAGCGGUUUCAUCUCGCUCCAGUGAUGGAUGAAGAGGAAGUAGCCCACUGGUUCCUCCCCCAGGAGCACAUUAUUGACACGUUUGUAGUGGAGAACUCCAGUGGGAAGCUAACUGACUUCCUGAGCUUCUACACACUCCCGUCCACAGUCAUGCACCACCCCGCUCACCAGAGCCUCAAAGCUGCCUACUCCUUUUACAACAUUCACACAGAGACACCCCUGCUGGACCUCAUGAACGACGCGCUCAUUAUAGCUAAACUGAAAGGAUUUGAUGUAUUCAAUGCACUAGAUUUGAUGGAAAAUAAGACAUUCUUGGAAAAACUCAAGUUUGGUAUAGGAGAUGGCAAUUUACACUAUUACUUGUACAAUUGGAGGUGUCCAGGAACAGAUUCUGAAAAGGUUGGACUUGUAUUACAAUAGGUGGAUAUUUCCAUUUAUAGAACUUUGACACCAUCGUGUUCAUAUUCCACUUACUGAUUCCUGGAAGUGCCACUCCAAAGAAGAAUAAAAGCACAACUUAAGUGAAAUCAGUGCAGCUGGUAACAAUGAGAAAAGAUGAAAAACAUCCAGAUGUGACCAAUACUACACAUUUCUAGCUAGGAUGUUAACAUUCUUCCAUUUUUUCACUGUUUACCCAUUUGUAGGAGGGAUGAAAGGGUACAAAAAGCACAUUCCUCUAAUUUUCAGACUUUUGGCUAUCUCUUGAUGAAGAGGAGGUAUUUUUCCAUUCUCUAGAAAAGGGACAUUUUUAAUGGACGGAACAGAAGUCACAGAAUUGUGUAAGAAAAUCUUGCUAUUGUGUGUAAACUGCUACAUUUCUAUUUAUUAAGUUGUGGUCUGUCUGUGUAACAGAAUGGAGGAUUCAUGUGGGAAAUUUUUACUUCUAUCCCCUUCCUCGCUAUCAUUGGGACGUUACGGAAUCAGCACUUCUGUAACUCAGUGAUGAGUGGUGGAUGUUUACGUGUAAAGCGAGAUAAAAAUGUCCUGGUGACUACAUUUAUUUCUCCAGAAGCAAAGUUGCCAAAUCAAUAAACAACACAUUUGUACUUUAAUUUUCAACAGGUCGGUGGAUUGGUUCAAAAGCAAAGUUUUGUGCAAGUAAGUGUGCUCUCUGAAAUAGUAUACAUCAUGACUGGCUAGACGUUUCCGCUGCUGCAGCAAUCCAGUUUCUUCUCAGCAACAGCAAGGAUAUGUGAGGAAAAGAAAAGGAAAGCUCUAAAGUCAAAAGAAAUGCCCGGUGGAAUUUACUAGUGCUAUCAGGACAUUGAUAGUUUGAAUGUUUUUAUUACUUAUGCAAAAUUGCACAUAUUCCUUUAGGCUGACUUUAAUUUAUCAUGAAAAGGUGUCAUGCUAAUGGAAAAUGUCUUAUUUGUAAAUAAGUAUUCAUAAUUUUGUUACUGAUGGUGUUUUUAUCUAGAAUUUGAAAAAC